CACAUGCAGGGAGCAACAGGUCUAAAUCCUGUCUGUGCACGACUCUGCAAAGCUUGAUGUUGAUAACAAGGGUCAGAAACAUUAACUCUGAAUAAUUUUAUUUCAUACAUUGUUAUUUACUUUCUAUAAACUGGAGCAAUGAUAUUUCGGACAGCAGCAGAGCAUGCUAAGAAGCACCCUGGACUCAUCCCCCAGUUCUUCUUCAUCUGUUUGGGAAUGGGUGGGGCAUUUCUGUAUCUGAUCCGGUUGGCCAGAGGACCCCAUGUCACCUGGAACAAGACCAAUAACCCUGAGCCAUGGAAUAAACUUGACCCCACCCACCAGUACAAGUUUGUGGCCAUCAGCACAGACUACAAAAACCUGAAGAAGGAGGGUCCCGAGUUCUGAAUCUUUCACCACCCCCAUUUGACUAGCAGCAGGUGGAAAGUGAAUCAUGACUUGAAGAGUAUGCAAAAAGAUUUGGUGAAAUUGGACUUGCUAUUUGUUAAAGCACCAGACCAGUGGUAUUGUAUUUUUUAGCCAAUUUAAUGCACAUAAGGGAUGCUACACAUUAUACAUAACUGUUUUGAUUUUAUACAUACAUUUGAUAGAUUGAUCUGAAAAUCAAUUAUCAUACUCCCAAAACUUGGAGUGGAGAAAUAAUGGAGAUGAAUAGCUGCCUAGAAUAUCUGAAACUGUGUGGCAUGAAUCCAAAAAUGGUCAGCAUAAAUGUAAAAUAUACAUGAUUUGUAGUUAAGGAGCUAAAACCUACAAACACUCUUGCUCUAUGCUUCUUUAAGGUUUCUUUUCAAUAUCUGAGAGUUAAAAUUAAAAAAAUGUCUUAUUCUGCAGAAAACUUUAUAUGUUUUCCCAAACAUUCUGCAAGUGUGAAGCUUUAACUAUGCCAACUUUGGAUAAAAUCUAAUUGGCCUGCUGCAGCGCAUUGAUGAGUGAAAUUAAUGUGACUUGAAUGCAUGUGUUUCUUCAAAAUUGGCGCAUGAUUGUAGGUUUAACAGCCACUAAAUUCAGCAAUCACUGUGUAAGUUAUAAAAAAAAGGCUGAGUAUGUAUAAACUGGGCUGGAUUCUUUCAAUAAAUAAACUGUCUGAUUCAUCA
Siniperca chuatsi (mandarin fish) is the source of this 1094-nucleotide messenger RNA. RefSeq names its product NDUFA4 mitochondrial complex associated like 2a (gene ndufa4l2a). The record is from RefSeq and is a predicted model, not a curated record. NCBI's taxonomy places the organism in Eukaryota, Metazoa, Chordata, Actinopteri, Centrarchiformes, Sinipercidae. The transcript is spliced from 4 exons. The coding region runs from base 139 to 387 and encodes 82 amino acids.